AUGCAUGAAUGGAGGAAGCACUUCUCGUGUCCACACGUCAAGCGGUUAACCAUCACUUAUCCUUUUGUUUACUUCUGCCGUAAGUCUAGAGUUAGUCUAAAGACACCGAGUCUUGUGUACCUUGAUUACGCUGGUUUCGUCGCUAGAAAAUAUUCUGUUGCUUUGGAUUCGCUUGUGGAAGCUAGGCUGGACAUACGGUUAUAUGACCCGCCAAGAGUCCCUGGUACGGAUGAAUAUUAUGGAGAUGUUACGAGUUUAAUUCAGGGGAUGAGCAACAUCCAGAGCCUCCACUUGUCAUCUCAUUCUCUUGAGGUGUUUUACCAUUGUUGUGAUUCCAUGCCGGUGCUCAACAAGCUCCUUACUUUGUCUAUCGAGAGUGACGACGAAAAAGGCUGGCAAGCAAUGCCACGUCUGCUCAAGAGCUCCCCAAAUCUACAGACUUUAGUCAUCAAGGGUCUUACGCACAGAUUUGUUUAUUGGGGAACUUGUAUGCUGUUUGUCGAGGAGGGAGUAUGCAGUUUGUCGAGGUGUCGAGUGAAGGUGCUAGAGAUUUCAGGGUACGGAGGAAGUCUUAGAGAGCUGAAACAGCUGGGGAAUUUCUUGGGGAAGUUGGAAUGUCUUGAAACUGUGAGAGUUGGUGUUGAUGAAGAGGACAAUAACAAGUUUUUGCGAGAUCCUCUAAUGGCUCUCCCCAGAGUCUCACCAAAAUGCAAGAUUCUGAUUCUUCCGUUGUAG
This is a messenger RNA of Microthlaspi erraticum, 735 nucleotides long. The record is from the annotation of a GenBank genome assembly. Lineage: Eukaryota; Viridiplantae; Streptophyta; Magnoliopsida; Brassicales; Brassicaceae.